AUGGAUCCCAACAAUCGUCCCCACAUGAACUUCGGGUACAAUGAACGUGCCUUCAACAAUGCGGCGGCAAACAAUCGCGCGUAUCCCACCACCCCUUCCGCGUUUCCCCAGCCGAUCUACCAGAAUCAGAGUCCGCAGGACUACGUGGAGGCUCAGAACGGUGUUUACGGUCAAGGAUAUUUCAUGCCGAACCACUACGCUCCCCAGCAGGCCGCCUACGCCCAGCCCCAUUACGGCCAGCCCAACCUGCAGUCCCCUCAACCGGCCUACCAGUCUCGCAUGGGAUACAACGCCCCCGCCAAUGAUGGAACAAACGGCUUGAUCCAACAAUUUUCCAACCAAGAUCUCAACUCCUCCAACCGGACCGGGUUCUUCAAUCGCGCCGCCUCGCCUGCUCAGAGACCCCGUACUGCUGGCUCUGCGGCGCCUGGACAACAGCAGCAACCCGGUCAUUUAGCCCCACCAAUGCCUCGCAGCCCUCGAACUGCCCCCGAGACUGAAGAACUCCAGCGUUACCCAGAGCGCUUCUCGGAGAACGUUCAUAAGCGCGGAAAGGCCGCCAAGGAAUUGAUCAAUGUAUUCUUUCAAGAGAAUAUUGAGCGCGCGCGUGAUCGUAACAUGCGUUCGGCGGAACUCGACAAGAUGAUUCGCGAGCCUAGUAUCCCUCAGGACGCAAAGGUUAAAGAAGCUGAAAUGGUUGGAAAGAAGGAGUCGACCUUCCUCCGAUUCCUUCGAACUCGCGAGACUCCCUCCAACUUCCAGACGAUCAAGAUCAUUGGAAAGGGUGCUUUCGGUGAGGUUAAGCUUGUACAAAGGAAAACGGAUGGCAAGAUCUAUGCGCUCAAGUCGCUGAUCAAGUCGGAAAUGUUUAAGAAGGACCAAUUGGCCCAUGUCCGCGCAGAGCGUGAUAUCUUGGCCGAUUCAAAGGACAACCCAUGGCUCGUCAAGCUCCACGCCUCCUUCCAGGACACUGCAUACCUGUACCUGUUGAUGGAAUUCUUACCCGGUGGUGAUUUGAUGACGAUGCUGAUCAAGUACGAAAUUUUCUCGGAGGAUAUUACCCGCUUCUACAUGGCUGAAAUUGUGAUGGCUAUCGAAGCUGUCCACAAGCUGGGUUUCCUUCACCGAGACAUCAAACCUGACAAUAUUCUCCUUGACCGUGGUGGCCAUGUUAAAUUGACUGACUUCGGUCUUUCUACUGGCGGCAAGAAAACUCACGACAACUCAUACUACCAGAACCUACUGAAGAACUCCACAUCUAAAGACAAGAACCGAAACUCCGGAUAUUUCAAUGAUGCAAUCAACCUAACGGUGUCGAACCGUGGACAGAUUAACACGUGGAGAAAGUCCCGCAGGGCCAUGGCAUACUCGACUGUCGGAACUCCGGACUACAUCGCGCCUGAGAUCUUCAACGGCCAAGGAUACACCUACCUUUGCGAUUGGUGGUCAGUCGGAGCCAUCAUGUUUGAGUGUCUUGUGGGCUGGCCUCCAUUCUGUGCUGAAGACACCACAGACACCUACCGCAAGAUUGUUAACUGGAGAGAUUGUCUAUACUUCCCUGAGGAACUGACCCUGUCUCGUGAGUCCGAGGGCUUGAUUCGAAGCUUCCUUUGCGAUGCGGAGCACCGCGUUGGAAACGAAGGUGGCCAGUACGGUGGCGCCACUCAGAUUAAGAAUCACCCAUUCUUCCGCGGAGUUGUCUGGGAGCAGCUCCGAAAGAUCCGUGCUCCCUUCGAGCCAAGACUCAGCUCAAAUAUCGAUGUGUCCUACUUCCCGAUUGAUGAAAUCCCUCAGGAGGACACAAGUGCUAUUCACCGCGCUCAGGCACGUGCUAUGCCAGAAGAACAGGAGGCCGAGAUGAGCUUGCCCUUCAUCGGUUACACCUACAAGGCGUUCAACGCUUUCCAGGCCACUUAA
Messenger RNA from Aspergillus calidoustus, 1917 nucleotides. The record is from the annotation of a GenBank genome assembly. Lineage: Eukaryota; Fungi; Ascomycota; Eurotiomycetes; Eurotiales; Aspergillaceae.